CCAGGGCGCACGGGAGGGUGGAAUUCUUUUACACACUCGGCUGAGAAAGUAUUCACUGGUGUCUUCAAGAGAUGCGUGUUCAUUGUGGAUAAAGGUUUAGCUGAAGUGUAUAUUUUCAGAUACAUAUUCACUCGGUGGAACUGACUGAAUCUGCAGCAGCAGUAAAAGUUAGACGAUGUGGCAGCGCCGCUUCUUGAUCCUUGUGAGCGCGGUGGUCGUGAGCGCCCAGUUCCCCAGAGAGUGUGUGACACCCGAGGGGCUCAGGAGUGGUCAGUGCUGUCCGUCGCCUUCUGGACUCAGCAACGACCCAUGUGGCUCAAGCACGGGCCGCGGACAGUGCAUGCCCAUCGCGGUGGACACGCGGCCGCAUGGGCCUCAGUACCCGCACGACGGACAGGAUGAUCGUGAGCGAUGGCCCAUCCGUUUUUUCAAUCGUACUUGUCAGUGUAACGGGAACUUCAGCGGAUAUAACUGCGGCCGCUGCAGACAUGGAUGGACAGGGGUCAACUGUAGCCAGCGAGUUUCUGUUGUAAGAACAAACGUGAUGCAGCUCAGCGCGGACGAGAAGCGCGCGUUUGUGAACGCGCUGGACCGAGCCAAGCGCACGGUGCACCCCGACCUGGUGAUCGCUACGCGGCGCUAUGCGGAGAUCUUUGGUCCCGAUGGGAACACCGUGCAGUUCGAGAACAUCUCCAUCUACAAUUACUUUGUGUGGAGCCACUAUUACUCCGUCAGUAAGACGUUCCUGGGCGCGGGGCAGGCCAGUUUCGGAGGAGUAGACUUCUCACACGAGGGCCCCGGUUUCCUCACUUGGCACAGGUACCACCUGCUGCAGCUGGAGAGAGACAUGCAGGACAUGCUGCGUGACCCCUCCUUCGCCCUGCCCUACUGGAACUUUGCCAUUGGUGGAAACACAUGUGACAUCUGCUCUGAUGACCUGAUGGGUGCCAGGAGCAGUUUUGACAUGAACUCCCUGAGCUCCAACUCCAUCUUCUCCCAGUGGAGGGUCAUCUGUGAGAGCGUAGAAGACUAUGACACACUGGGAACCAUCUGCAACAGCACUGAGACAACUCCCAUCAGGAGGAACCCAGCAGGAAACGUGAACAGGCCGAUGGUCCAGCAUCUACCAGAGCCUCAGGAUGUGGCAGACUGCUUGCAGGUCAAGACUUUUGACGCCCCACCCUACUACUCCACCUCCUCUGAAAGCUUCAGAAACACCAUUGAAGGCUACAGCACCCCCCAGGGAAACUAUGACCCCAUGGUGAGGAGCCUGCACAACCUGGCUCAUCUGUUCCUGAAUGGGACAGGAGGACAGACCCACCUCUCACCCAAUGACCCCAUCUUUGUCUUGCUCCACUCUUACACCGAUGCUAUAUUUGAUGAAUGGUUGAGAAGACACAGUCCAGGUUCAUCUGUGUAUCCUGAUGAAAAUGCCCCCAUUGGCCACAACAGGGGCUACAACAUGGUGCCUUUCUGGCCUCCAGUGACCAACGCUGAGAUGUUUGUGACUGCACCUGACAAUCUUGGCUACUCUUAUGAUGUUGAAUGGCCAGGUCAGCCUUACACUCUGACUGAAAUCAUCACCAUGGCAAUAGUUGCUGCUCUUAUGAUAGCUGCAGUCAUUUUUGCUGCCACCACAUGUGCCCUACGUGCCAGGUCUUACAGGAUGGAGGGCCAUCAGCCUCUGCUUGGGGAUCAGUACCAGCGGUAUGAUGACGCCAAAAGCCAAUCUGUAGUCUGAGAUCUGUGUGCACACUCACCUGUGUGCCUCUUCCCUUCACUUUCAUGGUGACACAGGGCUGCAGUUUGUGUAGAUUCUUUAAAAUAAUAUUAUCUUCUGGCUCUUUCUUUCAGCAAAGGUAGUCUCUCUUCAAUUUUCACAUUUCUGGAAAAUGUAUAAAUGGAACAUAUAUUCAAAUAAAGUGAACGUUACCAAAUGAAGUGCUGUAUGAUAGUGAUGCCACCAGGUGGUGCUCAGCUCCAAGUCUGGUCAGGCCUUUAAAAUUUCAUGGCAAUGUUUAUGGUGAUGUUAUGUGGUGUCUUCAUGCUUUGGUUUCAUUCAUUUUGAUUUCAAAGAUGAUCAGCUGUGAAGAAGUGAUUCAGCACGUUCUGUCACAACACAGUGCAAAGGAACAGGGGGCUGCAAAACCAUUCAAACAAACUCAUGAGCUUCUACCAUGUUUCUAGACUGUAACACUUUUCUUCAUCUGACAGUUUAGUUGAGUUGCACAAUAAGGUGAUGGAGCCACAUCACCCACAAGGGG
Molecule: messenger RNA, 2264 nt
Organism: Monopterus albus (swamp eel)
Lineage: Eukaryota; Metazoa; Chordata; Actinopteri; Synbranchiformes; Synbranchidae
Product: 5,6-dihydroxyindole-2-carboxylic acid oxidase
Exons: 7
Coding region: 176-1741 (521 amino acids)
Biological process (GO): melanocyte differentiation; melanosome organization
Cellular component (GO): melanosome
Molecular function (GO): oxidoreductase activity
Source: RefSeq, a predicted model, not a curated record